Molecule: messenger RNA, 925 nt
Organism: Megachile rotundata (alfalfa leafcutting bee)
Lineage: Eukaryota; Metazoa; Arthropoda; Insecta; Hymenoptera; Megachilidae
Gene: bisc
Product: TM2 domain-containing protein 1 biscotti
Source: RefSeq, a predicted model, not a curated record
AAAUACAACAAACAUGCAUAGGACGUCGAGAAACUACGAGACGGUGUGGAUCGAGUGACAGUGUGAUACUCGCAGUAUGUAAUUGUCAUAAAAUGAAACGGUAUGUUUCAUCUGAUGCAAUUCCUUAGCGGACUUUUAUUGCUUGUCGUUUCAAUACCGCUGAGCAAUGGCGUGGAUAACCCGCAAGAAAUUGACUGCAGUAACCUACGAAUGGGACAAUACAUCUGCCCUCAUCCCGAUUAUGAUUUCAUAGAUCUGAAAACGCAGCAACCUAAAGGUUGUACUAAAGAAAAUAAAGCCAAAGUGUUAUGUCUGGCUGCGGAUGGCCUCAUUUGUACAGAAACAAAAAAUAAUACAUUCAAGAAGGAUAUUCCUUGUAAAUGGACUUUUUGUAUUACUUACAGAAAUGGAUAUUCCUUUGAAACAUCAUUGUUACUCUCGAUAUUUCUUGGCAUGUUUGGAGCAGAUAGGUUUUACCUAGGGUACCCAGCAUUGGGUUUCCUCAAGCUGAGUACUCUAGGAUUUCUUUUCCUUGGCCAAUUUGCUGAUGUAAUACUUAUAGCGACGCAGAUCGUAGGACCUGCAGAUGGUUCGCAUUAUGUAAUGCCAUAUUACGGUGCAGGGAUUCAUAUCGUAACCAGUAAUAAUUUCACAUACCGAGUGCCACAAUACGAUUGCUGAAGAAUUGUCAGGGUGACAGUGAUCGUCCUAAAAAUUGUACAGCCACUGUUUUUGAUUACGAGCAACGAUAUGCAAUCCUAGAAUCGAGUCCUAUUUCAGCAUCUGGAAGACACGGAUUACUGGUUUUUUAAUAAAACAAAGAUCAUCUUGUAGAUAUGUACUUCAACGAAACACUGUAUAUAAAGAUUUGUUACUGACUUAUUAUCUAUUGCCAGUAUAGUCAUGUAAUAAAUAUUUGUUUUUA